AUGAGGAGGGUGAUGCAGGCCUUCGCCCGGGCCUUUGUUCCGUCUCCUUCUCCUGCCGCCAUCGCUGCUGACGGGGACGGUGAGGAGGCUGAGGAGAUACAAGAGAUCAGUGGCGGUUCUACACAGGGGCCUCCAGGGGCCCCUGCCAUCGCUAAGAACAAGGACCAGGGCUCCUGUGAGGACAUCGUGGAGGGUUUGCUUGUCCUUGACAAGGAGGGAAACGGCACGGUGAAAAAACUGAUGGAGGAGGAGGUGGAGACUCUUUUAGCAGGACAUGAGGAUGCCAAUGACUUCGUUAACUUUGAAGAACUUGUCCGGAUGGUGAUGAGCGGUUGA
This is a messenger RNA of Centropristis striata (black sea bass), 336 nucleotides long. RefSeq names its product myosin light polypeptide 6-like. Bases 1 to 336 code for a protein of 111 amino acids. Gene Ontology annotation, cellular component: myosin II complex. The record is from RefSeq and is a predicted model, not a curated record. The transcript has 4 exons. Gene Ontology annotation, molecular function: structural constituent of muscle. Lineage: Eukaryota; Metazoa; Chordata; Actinopteri; Perciformes; Serranidae.